UCCCCCCAACAGCCAUGCAAUCUUGCUGACCCACGCACCUCAGAUGAGGAAGCUCUUCGGACAGCCGCCAGUGGUGGCUCGAUAGAAUUAGAAAGAUGGAGUGGAAUGGCUGUGCCAUUGAUUGAGAGGCUGGAAUAUAUUGUUUACAACAUGUUUCCCAUGCCUCGAAUGCGCCCAGAGCAGAUCGGCCAACAGACAUCAACCAACCAUGCAUCUCAGUUAUCAGAGAAUAAUCAUAUCGCCCCCGAAAGCAGUAACAAGGAAAACGACGCACCUGCAGACCAGCCAGGCUCUCCCCCAUCAGGCGAGCGCGUGCCAGAUUCGCAACCGGAAGCCUCUGGUACUUUGACCAAUGAUCAGCUUCCACCACCGCUUGCCCUACUUUUUAAAGCUAUCCGAUCUUCGAUCACGUCUUUCUUCCAGGAGAAACCCCCGCAUACCAUCCAGAGACUCGCAGAGCUGGUGCUUGAGCCGACCAAGCACUAUAAAACGUUACCUGCGUACCUCCGUGCGGUUGACCGCGUCAUCUCAGUGACAAGCUCUGCAGAUGUCUUUCCCUUCAAUGCACCAUCUCCCGCCAACGCUCAAUCAAAUGGAUUGGUGCAGGCUGGAAAUAGCAGCGGGGUUUACCUAGCUCCGGACUAUGCCCAGGGUCUCGGGAGUGACGAAUCUCUAGGAGGUGCCCUAUUAACCCCAAUUCCGUGGUUGAAUGGCUCUUCGUUUGAUGGUGAAGAUACGAACAUAUUAGACGAGGGCGUUGAGGAACCUCUACCAGCACAACCAGCAGAGGAUCCCGAAACGGUACUUACUGUUCCGAUCGAAGCUGAGGAUGUGGCAACCACCGCCUCACCAGAGCCGUCUGACGAAGUCCCUCAUGCCCGUGGUCCAAUCGUUCUCGGGGUCCAGGAUAUGGGUUUGCAGGACGGAAAAGGUGUAGAGAUGAACCUCGGCCCAGAUGGCACCGAUGGGGAAGUAACUGCCGCAGCAGCAGCUGACGCCGUGGCUAUGACGACAGAAGAAGAGGAGCAGGAAAAGAACGAAUCAACUGCCGACAAGGACGGUGAUAUCGUUCUUUCCGAUGAACAACCACAGGAAAAAGAAGAACCCAAGAAAACAGACGCUUCUACCGAGUCAAAAGCGAGCGAGGCGGAAUCCAAACCACUUAGCAUUUCAGCUGAAGCGGGGGACGCUGAGGAGAAAGCAUAA
Messenger RNA from Penicillium nucicola, 1206 nucleotides. RefSeq lists its product as uncharacterized. The record is from RefSeq and is a predicted model, not a curated record. NCBI's taxonomy places the organism in Eukaryota, Fungi, Ascomycota, Eurotiomycetes, Eurotiales, Aspergillaceae. Gene Ontology annotation, cellular component: protein phosphatase 4 complex; nucleus; cytoplasm. Gene Ontology annotation, molecular function: protein phosphatase regulator activity. Gene Ontology annotation, biological process: protein dephosphorylation. The transcript is spliced from 4 exons. The annotation marks the transcript as partial.